UUUAGAAUACAAUCUCAAGUUCUUAACUAAUUGAAAUUUGCAAAUUGCUUCAAAUUGGAUAAAAAAAAAGCCAUGCCAGAUGUUAAGUCAACAAUUCAGCAUCUCAUUACACACUGAGUAUGAUAUGUUACCAAGUUUUGAUAUUGAAGAAGAGAAAGAUGAGGGCGAGGGACCUGGGAACAACAUCAACCCCAUGAUCAAACAAGCCUGGUCUGAGGUAUAUAAGAAGAAAGAUGAACCCAAGAAGGAAGAUAAUGACAACGAAAAUUAUGUUGACAAAGACAAAUUGAAAUUGAAGAAGAAAAAGAAAAUUAUGUGGUCUGAGGAACUAAAUGAUGUAUGAAUUUUUCUUACCCUGUUUUGUGAUGGAUGCUAUUUUGCUUAUGUAGAUUCUAACAGUCUUCUCUCUCUCAAAAAAAAAAAAAAAAAAA
This is a messenger RNA of Jatropha curcas, 431 nucleotides long. The record is from RefSeq and is a predicted model, not a curated record. NCBI's taxonomy places the organism in Eukaryota, Viridiplantae, Streptophyta, Magnoliopsida, Malpighiales, Euphorbiaceae.